This is a messenger RNA of Bufo bufo (common toad), 5535 nucleotides long. Its product is annotated as otogelin-like protein. Gene Ontology annotation, molecular function: alpha-L-arabinofuranosidase activity. Lineage: Eukaryota; Metazoa; Chordata; Amphibia; Anura; Bufonidae. The coding region runs from base 1 to 5256 and encodes 1751 amino acids. The record is from RefSeq and is a predicted model, not a curated record. Gene Ontology annotation, cellular component: extracellular matrix. Gene Ontology annotation, biological process: L-arabinose metabolic process. The transcript is spliced from 51 exons.
AUGAGGAUCAAGUGGCAGGAUAAGUUGCCAGACACAGAAGUCUUCUCCAGAGCAGGCUUACCAUCAGUUUACACCUUAUUGAUGAAAGCCCAGAUGCGCUGGUCAGGCCACGUCGUAAGGAUGCCAGACCAUCGCAUCCCUACACAGAUCUUCUAUGAAAAUUGCUACUAUGAAGGGAGGACAUACAAACAUGGCGACACGGUGACCCAAGACUGCUACAUCUGUGAGUGUGUCAAAGGAGAAAUCAAAGACUGUCUGUUCACUGUGAAUUGCGCUGCAGACAAGAAAGCUUCCCUGAAUGAAGAAAGCAUUAAUUAUAAUGAUGUUCCGGAUGUUUUUGGAAGCAGCGACCAGACAGCCCCAAAACGUCUAAAGCGUUCCAAGGACAUGUCUGGGAAAUCAAAUAGCUCUGGUGGAAAUGAAGAUGAAGGUGAAAAGAAGAGGAUUGAAGAUGAGCUUAGAAAGAUGUCAGAGGAAAAGCAAAAGCAGACAAAUCUAUUUGAUUUGAAAGGAGGCAAAUUACAGUUGGGUGAUGUCAAAGUAGUGGGUGAUGCCAAUCUUGGGGGUUUCACUGGUCACCAAUCUGGAAAAAUUAAGUUUGAGAAACCUAAGCCUGCUCAGGAGGUGAAUCCCACUGAACCAGAGACCCCAGUUCAGCCUGAGGAACCAGUGAUCCCCAAGAAAGGGGAACCUACUCCAGCAGUUCCAUCCAUGGGGAAAUCUUGUACAUUCAACCAUGAUUCUGUGUCUCAUAGAGAUACUGUAAAACUCAACUGUGUUACUUGUACUUGCAAUGAUGGCUUACUGACCUGUGUGAAAAAUCUGGACUGCCCAGGUGUCUGUUCAGUGACUGGUUUCCAGAUGAUUCGUACCUUUGAUGGGACAUUGUAUGAAACGCCUGGAGAUUGUAGUUACAUUUUGGCUAAGACUGCAGCCUUCACAAUCAGCUUGAAUAAUAAACCCUGUUCAGAGUUGGGUGGUAACAACUAUAAUAAAGGUGCAGUUUGUAUUGAAUCUGUAGACAUUUACAUCCCAUCGAAAGCCAGCAUAAAACUCCUUAAUGAUGGAAAAAUCUUGUCAGAAGGAGAAACCACAGUUCUCCCUUACUUCCUCAUAGACACUAUUACUGUCAUAAGAAGUUCUUCCACCUUCCUGGAUGUGGUGAGCCCAUUGUUUAACCUGCAGUAUGACCUUACUCUUAACCGCCUAUAUGUUAUCCUUGAUGCCAGCUACAAAAACCAAACCAGUGGCUUGUGCGGAACUUACAAUGACAAUCGUAAUGAUGAUUACAGGAGCUCAAAUGAUAUCACUGAGACUGUAUCCAGCUUCUUCAGCAAAUCCUGGAAGACACAAUCUCAGUGCUCAGAACAUGCAAAACAAUUGGAAGACGAAGAUAAAAAAGUUACUGCUGAUUUGAUCUGUUAUGAAGCCUUGGAAAGCUCCAUCUUUGAAGACUGUGCUCUUCUUAUUGACACCCACUCCUACAAGAUCUCUUGUGCCAAUAGUGUCUACUACAAUGAACAGAUUGGGCUUUGUGCAGCUUUAGCAGACUAUGCUUAUCGCUGUGGCCGGGCAGGAAUAUUUGUUCCAGUUAGUUCUUCAUUCUCAGACUGCACUCCGGCUUGUGAAGGGGAUAUGACUUUGAUUACAGAUGAUACCUUUUCACAACAGGAUUGUGCUGAAUUCUCUUCUACACACCUUAAAAAAAUUACAUCUUCUAUCCCACUGAAUGAAGCUUGUGUCUGUCCUCCUGACCUAUACUAUGAUGCAUCUCUGAAUAGUUGUGUGUUUGGAGAUUCAUGUCCUUGUUACAACAAUAACCAUCUGUACAAGUUAGGCGAGACUAUAACCCAGGCCGAUGGACAAACAUGCCCUUGUGAGAGAUUAUUGCAAUGUGGUGACCCAGAAAUAUCCCCACCAGAGGUGGAAAAGUGCCCUGAGAAUGAAAUCUAUUCAGAUUGUUUAGCUGGCUUUGGAAAGUCUUGUGAGCUCUCUUGUAGCAACUUGGCUAUAUUCGAAAACGGAUGUAUCCUUGAAUGCAUUCCAGGAUGUGUCUGUAAAUCUGGUCUUCUGAGGAGCAGUGAUGGAAGUUGCAUACCACUAAAUGAAUGCCCUUGUGUCCAUGGAGAUGAGUUGUUUCAACCAGGAGAGACACUGGCCCAGGACUGUAACACUUGCACAUGUGAAAAUGGAAAGUUCUCAUGUACCAAUAACCAAUGUAACAAAGUGUGUAAUGCUUACGGUGGAUCACAAUUCUUCCUUUUCGACAAUGUCUGGAAAACUUUUACCACAGGAAAAUGUGCAAUUGUGCUAGUUGAGUCUCGUGAAGAUGAAAGCCCAUUCUUCAAAGUUAUAAUGAAGAAUGAUCCAAAUGCAGACAUGGGAGGAGCUCUUCUUAAGAAGACUAUCUACAUCACAUUUGAAGGAGCAAGUGUAGUGCUGAGUGAAUUUGACACCACAGUGGCAUAUGAACUAGGCAGUAGGACUCAAUUAAGAACUUACAGAUCUGGAUUCUAUGUGGUGGUCCAUUUCCUGGAGGGUCUUGCUGUGUACUAUGACCAACAUCUAGAUGUUAUCAUUCAACUGGAACCAAAACUACAGGGCAAAGUUCAAGGUAUGUGCGGUGAUGCUGAUGGAACCACCACUACCGAGAUAUCCAUUAGUAAUAUGGCUCAAUAUGCCACUCAGUUCCUGUAUGAUGAGUGUCCUGAAGUGCCACCUCCCUCUCCUGUUACUGAUAAUCACAAUACAUUUGUGGAGAAACGAUGCAGCCUUCUUAGGAGUGAUGAGUUUUCUGAAUGCAACACAUUGGUGAAUGUGGAGCCUUACUACGUGGCUUGUGUUGAGGAAACAGAGGCCUGCACAGAGGGGGAAAGCUGUCUUUGUUUCUGCACUGCCUUGGCAGCUUAUGCCCGUGCCUGUUGCCGCAAGGGUAUCACCAUUGAAUGGAGAAGUCCUGACACAUGCCCAUCUCCUUGUGAAUAUUACAACAGAGGUGCUGGAGAAGGUCCAUACCGCUUGGUAAUGAUGAACGGCAAAAACUUAGUGGCUGAUAACAAGACAGUGUCACUGGAAGAUGAUACUCCUGGCAACUUGAAGGCUAGCUUCAUGGUCACUCCAAGCCUUUAUGUGGACCAACAUAAGAAUGGAAGAAGGUUGAUCUCCUUGGAGUCUGCACAACACCAGAACUACUUUAUUGUACAGAUUGAUGAUGCAAGUCUAAGCCUGAUGAAGUGGCAACCAAGUGUAGAAUUCCGUAGAAAAGCUACUUUUGUUUUGAGGCCAAGUCGCUGGGUGAAGGGAUUCAAUGCUCUGGAAUCCUAUUUAUCACGAGGACUUUAUCUUUCCAACAGUGCCGAAGGUCUAGUAAUGUCGAAAGUGAAAUCAGCAAAUAUGCUGCAGAUGAGCUUCAAACUUAUCGAGGAAAGUUUUGGCUUGCCAUCCUUCUCUAUAUGUACCUGGAAAUACAAAGCAUGUGGAAAUCCAUGCAUUCCAACAUGUCAGGAUCCUCUUGGUACAAAGUGCACAUUGACUCUCAAGGUUGAAGGUUGCUACCCCAUGUGUGCCCCAGGAAUGGUCUUUGAUGAAAUUACUCAUCGUUGUGUACAGUUUGAGGAUUGUGUCACUCCGACUGUUGAGCCCACUGUGGAGGAGUGCAAAGAUGUUACAUGUAAAGUGGAAGAGUGCAAAGAUGGGCAAUAUCUACAAGAAAUUUCUCCAUCAGACCCCUGCUGUCCAAAGUAUGAAUGUGUCGACUUCACAACAACCACCCAAUCGACUACACCAUAUGAGGAGUGCAAAGAUGUUACAUGUAAAGUGGAAGAGUGCAAAGAUGGGCAAUAUCUACAACAAAUUUCUCCAUCAGACCCCUGCUGUCCAAAGUAUGAAUGUGUCGACUUCACAACAACCACCCAAUCGACUACGCCAUAUAUAUGUAAAGAUGUCGUCUGUGAGCCACCACCAAAAUGUACUUUGAAUGGUUCUAAACUUGUAGAAAUCCCAUGGUCUGAUCCCUGCUGUCCACACUAUGAGUGUCAAUGUCAGGAGACCUGCAAUCCUCCUCCUACUUGCAGUGAUUUAAGCCCGCCAGUAAGAAUUGGAGACCCUAACGUUGAGUGCUGCCCAGAGUAUGACUGCCCCCUUAAAUCAUCUACCCCAGGCAAGUGUGCGGAUGUCAUCUGUCCUCCUCUACCAGAGUGUGAAGAAAAUGACAGAUUGGUGGAAGUGACCUCACAAAAUCCAUGCUGCAAGGAAUAUGAGUGCGAACCUAUCACUAUUUCUACUCCAACCCCCAAGCAAUGUGAUCUAGUCACAUUUUCUGUGGACGACUGCGCCCCUGGGGAAAAACUCCUUGUGAAACCAAACCCACAGAAUCCAGACUGUCCAGUGUAUGAAUGCGAAUGUGACCCAUGCCCCGCUCCUCCAUAUUGUAAUGGAAAUAAACCAAUAACGUCUAUUGACCCAGAAAAGGAAUGCUGCUUCACAUACAAAUGCCCUCAAGAAAGCACUCCACCACCUUGUACGGGUGUCAUCUGUCCUCCUAUACCAGUGUGUAAAGAAAAUUACAGAUUGAAGGAAGUGACCUCACAAAAUCCAUGCUGCAAGGAAUAUGAGUGCGUUCCUCCUCCUACAACUCCUCCAACCCCCAAGGAAACUACGCAUACUACAAUCAUCUCGAGCACAAAACAGAACUGUGAGGAGACAGUCUGCCAACCGAAGGUCUGCAAAGACUAUGAAGAACUGGUUGAACGACCAAAUCCAUUUGACCCAUGCUGUCCAAUCAAGACAUGCGAAUGUCCUUGCAAAACUAUACCAACCUGUGCCGCUGAUGAGCAGUUAGUGGCAGUACAGCAGAACAACCAGUGCUGUCCCAAGCUCAAGUGUGAGAAAAAGAAGGAUGAUUGUCAUCCUGUUCCCACCCAAGUGGUUAUAACAUCAGGAAAAUGCAGUGCCAACGUCAUACUAUCUUCUUGUAGUGGAUAUUGUCACUCCAAAACAGAGUAUAGCAAUCACUGGACCCCAGUUUCCCAAUGCCGCUGCUGUUCUGCAACAGAAACCCAUCCCAAAACUUUUGAGUUGCCAUGCACCGAUAGCACAAAGAUCCGCUGGACAGUGCAUGAAGCCACCCGGUGCGGUUGCAACAAAUGCUUUGAUGAUAAACCAAGUGGAUCUGGAAGCGGCAGCGGCAGUGGCAGCGGCAGUGGGGAUGAAACAAGUGGGUUCAGUCUGUGGUCACCUUUUGUAAUAAGAAAUUAAAUUUGUAGUUUGUAAUUAUAGCAUUUCCAGUUAAGGAAACCUUGCAAAAACCGCUGCUCUAAUUUCUGCAUCAUUGUGUAAGAGGCUUUUUUUCUAACCCUGGAUGGUAGAAAUCAGCCAUUUUUACUUACAGUGUAAAAUGCUGUAAAGAUUUCUUACUUCUUUCUCAAAGUUUGUCUCCACAUACGGCAGAACCAACCAAAUACACCAUACGGUUUGAUGUAACUCCUCGCAUUAGCAAUAUUUUUGACAUAUGCUGGUAUGGUGUUACUGCUUGCU